GGCGCGGGGCCGUUACGUGCGCGGGGAGCGCGGGGCUGCGCUCGCGUGCGUUCCUGGGCGCUCGCCGCCACGCCUUUGAGUCAGCAAAGUCGGCGCCCGCCGUCCGCCCCCGGCCUGCGCUGCUCCAGGACAGCGGGUUGAUUGUGUUCUGUGCUGAAGAUGUUUCCGGAACAGCAGAAAGAGGAGUUCGUGAGCGUCUGGGUCCGCGACCCCAGGAUCCAGAAGGAGGACUUCUGGCACUCCUACAUUGACUAUGAGAUCUGCAUUCACACCAACAGCAUGUGUUUCACGAUGAAGACGUCGUGCGUGCGCAGGAGGUACCGGGAGUUCGUGUGGCUCAGGCAGAGGCUGCAGAGCAACGCGCUGCUCGUACAAGUGCCGGAACUUCCAUCUAAAAACCUGUUCUUCAACAUGAACAAUCGGCAGCACGUGGAUCAGCGUCGCCAAGGGCUGGAGGACUUCCUCCGAAAAGUCCUGCAGAACGCGCUGCUGCUGUCCGACAGCAGCCUGCACCUCUUCCUGCAGAGCCACCUGGCCGCCGCCGACAUCGACGCCUGCGUGUCGGGGCAGACCAAGUACUCCGUGGAGGAGGCCAUCCACAAGUUCGCACUCAUGAACCGACGGUUCCCGGAGGAGGACGAGGAAGGGAAAAAGGACCAGGACGCAGACUACGACUCGGAGAGUUCAUCCUCUGGGCUGGGACACAGCAGCGAUGACAGCAGCUCACACGGAUGUAAAGUCAGUCCAGAUCCCCAGGAGUCCUGAGCACACGGCCACGCUCCUGUCCGAGGGGCAGAGGAGGCGGCUUGCUGGGUCCGCUCUUACCCAAAGCUCACCGUCGCGACCCUAGGUCUUUAAAUCCUUAACGACGUGGCCGGGUUGUGUCUUAGCGGUACGCGUUUUUAUGUUGUCUCAUUCCAGCCAAGCUUUCUGUGUCAAGCUACAAGCCUGUGAAUGUCGAAUUAUCCUUUCCGGCCAAGCCUCACCUGGUAAACAGGAUGCUGUCCAGAAACGCAAUGAGUUCUGUGUUUGAAACAACCCAGUGGGUUUCCCUGAAUUUUAACACGGGUAAAGCAGAGACAGGGGCUGCUCCCUACAGCCGAAGGGCAGGGCUGAUGUCACCAGGGUGAUCAGCGGCUGCGAGGACCCCAGGGCCCUGUGAGACGCAGGCUGUGCCCAUGGGGAGGCCCCCUGCCCAGCUCAGCACUUUGCUUGUGGGCAUUUGAGAGAAAUAGUCACGAGUAUUUAACCCUUCCAGUACCCUGUUUCCCUCUUAGAUGGAAAAUGUAUCAUAUGAAUAGAGACAUAUUACAAUAAUGUUUACAUGGUAGAGAAACAACCAGAAACAGUGCUAGUAAUUGUUCUUCCCUGUGCAGGCUGCACUUUCAGAGUCCAUUCUCAUUGUCCCCAAUCAGCUUAAAUAAAUGGUGUCUGAAACAAA
Messenger RNA from Lepus europaeus (European hare), 1441 nucleotides. RefSeq names its product sorting nexin 10 (gene SNX10). Gene Ontology annotation, molecular function: phosphatidylinositol binding. The transcript is spliced from 7 exons. Bases 160 to 765 code for a protein of 201 amino acids. Gene Ontology annotation, biological process: intracellular protein transport. The record is from RefSeq and is a predicted model, not a curated record. NCBI's taxonomy places the organism in Eukaryota, Metazoa, Chordata, Mammalia, Lagomorpha, Leporidae.